AUCCGUCACUUAAAUUAUGAAUGAAAAUGACGUAAAUUUAUUUAUACAAUAACACCGAUUGGUAGCUAUAAUUCAAUAAUUGGGAAAUGUAAAUUGUUAUUGAUUGAUUUUACAUUCGUUUCUUGUAGUUUUUAUGCCAAGAUGUUUUGUUGUCUGAAAGGAUGUCUCAACGGGUUCACUUUGACGCCCAGCGUGCCCAUUCGUGUCAAAGAGAACCCAGUACAACUGGACACAUUACACAUGGGACAUGAAGUGGUGGUUGUUAAAGGAGGCCAGCGCGUGUGUGGGUCUGGUUGUGCACUUGGGAAUGCUCCGCUUGUGCAGAACAAGUCAUAUUUUGAGGUGAAACUGCAGCAGGGAGGAGUUUGGGCUGUUGGCCUUGCCACCAGAGACACAGAUGUCAGUAAAGUUCAUGGUGGACUGGACAAAGAAUCAUGGUGUUUGAACAGUGACGGAACAGUUAGGCAUGCCAACAUUGAGUUGUACCAGAUAGCGCCAGCUCCAAGGGAGUCACCAACAGCGGAUCUGCUUGUAUCUACAGGAUCUCCAAGUCAUGAGUAUGAAAAAGCUGAAAGCGAGAAUACAAGUACAGUUGCAGUAAUGCCAGUAGAGGGAGACACGAUUGGGGUGGCAUAUGACCAUGUAGAUCUCAAUUUCUUCUUGAAUGGAAAGAAUAUGGAGGUGCCUAUAAGAAAUAUUAAAGGAACUGUCUAUCCCGCGCUCUAUGUUGAUGAUGGCGCUAUCUUAGACAUAAAUCUAGAAAAUUUCCUGUACCCACCGCCAGCGGGCUAUGAGAAGAUAAUGGUGGAGCAAUCUCUGCUCUAACAGAUGCAGACAUGACUGUACUUGUUUGUGUUGUGAUUGUGGAUUGGACAAUGUCACAGCAGUGCUACAACUUUUUUUCAUAUGUGAGCUAGCCUGCAUUGUUGUAUGAGACUGCUUAAGUGUAUUACUUAAAUAUAUACAAGAUAUAUGUAAUUACUAUCGGUGCCGGAUUAAGUUAUGCUUUUAGACUAGAUGUACCAUUCAGCGUCGUUCCAAUUAUCGAAAGACAGCCUAAAACCAGACAUUUCUUAAUUGUUCAAGUUUCUUCUU
Messenger RNA from Achroia grisella, 1095 nucleotides. RefSeq names its product SPRY domain-containing protein 7. The record is from RefSeq and is a predicted model, not a curated record. Gene Ontology annotation, molecular function: protein binding. Bases 142 to 825 code for a protein of 227 amino acids. The transcript has 4 exons. Lineage: Eukaryota; Metazoa; Arthropoda; Insecta; Lepidoptera; Pyralidae.